UGAGGGUUUUCAAGUAAUAAAAGUGUAUGUGAGAGUGUCAAAAUAAAAGUUGAGAAACUCUUGAAACACUUUUUUUGAUUUCAUUGAUUUAUACGAUUUUCUGAUUUUUAAUUUAAUUAUUUACCUAAAUUUUUGUUUUUUUAAAUCGUUAUUAUAUAUAUUGGUAAGAUAUCUAUGUGUAAUUUUUUUACCACUGAUGCUGCUUUAAAUGGCAUUAUAAUUUAUAACUAGAAAUUUCUUAUUUUAAAAUUGAUUCAAACCAUUAUUAUGUUUAAAUCUAUCAUAAUCUACUUCUUAUCUAAUUUAGAACAAAAUCUAGAAAAUACUUGUUUACUUCAGAACUGAAAUUUGUAAUUAAAUUUUUUUUGUUUAAAAACAGAAAUAAAUAAACAGGUAAAAAGAAGGAAGGAUAUAUCGUCUUAAGUAAAUCACGGGAAAAAACGUUUCCGGCAACAAACAAUGGAGACUCCUAACUCCACCCGCUGGCCGGACCUCCCAGUGGACAUCUUGAGAUCUCUGUUCGAACGUUUGAGUUAUAUAGAUUUCCACAGGGCUAAGAUGGUAUGUUCAAACUGGUACUUGUGUUCCAAGCAAACGUUAGGGCCAAAAGGCAGAUCUCCAUUGCUGUUGCUGUCUCCAGAAGAGGGUGGUUGUCGUCUCUACAACCCAGAGGAAGAUAGGGUUUACGUGCCGAGGAGGUACUUUUCAGGGUGUCGAUUCCUUGGAAACUCAGGUAAGUGGUUCCUUGUGGCGGAUUCUCAAUCCAAUCUCUAUAUCGUAGAUGUGUUUAGCGAUGAGAAGAUAGAUCUUCCACGUCUAGAGCUGGUGUCGAAAGAUGGUUGCGUUCAUAAUCUUGAGCCAUUAGGAGAUGGAGAUUUUGAGGAGAUGUUGGUUGGUAGAAACUAUGGGAUUCGUAAAUCUGCGGAAGAACUGAGAGGUCGAGUUUGGGUAGACGACAAGACGGGAGACUACGUUGUCGUGUGUCGUUUUGACAGAUGUGACUAUAUGCGGUUUUGCAAGAAAGGGGUUGAUCGUUACAGUGAGAUUCAAACACGGGUUGGUGUUAACGUGUUUUUAAAAGGCCAAGAUGAUAUGGUACUCAAUGGCUAUAACCUUUACGUCUUUACUCCCCGUUGCUCCCUUCGGAACAUAGAUUUGUCUGGCAAAGACGGUUUUGAGGAUGUCACUAAGCAACCCAUGUUUACAUGGUAUAAGCCAUUUCCAAGUGCAGAAGAAAAGGAACGAAUGAGAGCAUUUAAGCCCAUCUCAGAAAGCUAUAACAUUGCUGUUACAAGAUCAGGAGAGGUUUUGUUGGUCCAUAAUUACACUUACGAGUCUACUACUACCUUUGAAAAGCAUAGGACGUUCGGCGUGUACAAGAGGCAACUUAAACAUCUAGAAGACCCCGAGACCUCCUACAAGCCCUGGCUUGUUGAGGUGGAUUCUCUUGGGGAUGAGGCACUGUUUCUAGAUUUGGGUAUCACCCUGCCUGCUGACGCCACACUUGGUAUCGAGCCAAACUCCAUCUAUUUCACCCGUGAUGACCGCUUCCGUCUCAUGCCACUUUCAUUCCUCGACAUUUGUGUCUACAACCUUGUAACAAAGAGCAUCAAACGCUUCCCUACUCUCUCCUCCAAAUUAAAACUAAAGGACGCUCAGUGGUUUAUCCCCUCUUGAUUUGUUUCUUUCUGAUGCAUUAUGGUGUUGUUGAGACAUUUCUAGGCUAUGAUUGGCUAGCCUUUUUUAUUUUCUUCUGAUAAUAUAGAUAAUCUACAACAUUAUGAGAGCUUAAUCAAGGAGUUUGUCUAGCAAUUCACUAUGAUUUUAUACCAUUAUGGAAAUCAACUACAUCUAGUCUAGGUACGAUAUUUUGUAUACACACUUAGCAUACCUCCGUAAUCAUAGUACACGUAAAUUUUUUGGUUAAUAAUACCAAAUAUAUAUAUCAAAAUAAUUGUUUUCCUCACUUCAGUAUACAUACUAUAGCAAUAAAAUUUUAUAUUCUACUUCAAAGUAAAAUUAAUCUAGAGAACUAUAUAUGCAGCUAGUAUUGAUUACAUUUGCACACACGAUAAAAGAAUAUACAAGUUCUAGAAAUGUGGAAUGGUUUGUUUAUACGUAUGCUGAUGCUUAAAGUAAAGUUCUUAAGAUUAUUCCCAUAGUUUGUUAGAAUAUCCUUUCUGGAUGAUGAUGAUGAUGAUGAUGAUAUUAGUAGUUAGUGUUAAGUUUUGUAUGAAGGUAAAUGUGUAAGUCAUAUGAUUUGGUGGUAAUCCGAAUCUAACUACCUCCUAACAACUUUACCUUACAACUUUCAAAACAAUCUAGAAAGGGUUAAUUAAUUUGAUAGCCAAAAUUGGAUGGUCAUUCACUUAAUUUUACUUCACUCGAUGGAUAUAUCUUCUAAUUUUCCCCCAAAAAAGUUGUUAUGAAAGUUACUUUGGAAUAUUUUCAACAACUAUACUUGGAUGAGAAUAUCGAUUGAAAACAAUUCUUAUGGGAAAAGAAACCGACAACACAAAAAAACUUCGAUGGGACAAAUCAGGUAGUAACUGAAGUCAAAGAUGCACCCACCCACUUUCAAAAAUUCAGUGCUCUUUCACCUUUGUGGGGUUUACUGUCGACACUUUCAAGGGACUCCAAAUUUUUCCCUAUUUAAUAAUAAAAUUCAAUACUCCCUCCGUUUUUUAUUAUAAGUCGUUUUGAAGCUAUGCACAUAGAUUAAGAAAAUCAUUAAUUUCUUAUAUUUUCGAAACAAAAACAUCAUUAAUUAUUUACCUAACCACAAUUUAACCAAUAGAAAAAUAGAAGAUAUAUUAUCAUUGGUCAGACAACAUUAAUUACUAAUAAAUGUUACAUAAAAAACCGAAAAC
Molecule: messenger RNA, 2870 nt
Organism: Brassica rapa (field mustard)
Lineage: Eukaryota; Viridiplantae; Streptophyta; Magnoliopsida; Brassicales; Brassicaceae
Product: F-box protein At5g25290
Molecular function (GO): protein binding
Source: RefSeq, a predicted model, not a curated record